This is a messenger RNA of Bacillus rossius redtenbacheri, 1857 nucleotides long. Its product is annotated as retinol-binding protein pinta-like. NCBI's taxonomy places the organism in Eukaryota, Metazoa, Arthropoda, Insecta, Phasmatodea, Bacillidae. The record is from RefSeq and is a predicted model, not a curated record. Gene Ontology annotation, cellular component: membrane. The transcript is spliced from 8 exons. The coding region runs from base 26 to 1003 and encodes 325 amino acids. Gene Ontology annotation, molecular function: phosphatidylinositol bisphosphate binding.
UCGCAAGCCGCAGUUGCAUGCAGACAUGGAUACCAACAACAAGACAGCUUUCAUUUCUACCAACACGGAGGAAGAAAAAGAAAAAAUAAUGGAAAAUGUUGGCAUUACUUUCGACGAGAUUUACUGCAGAGGUAGUUCAUUAGUGGAAUGGACAUACGUCCAACCCCAUCUUCCUAACGUCAGGGAGAACUACUAUAAGUACUCUGGAUUCGCUGGCAAGUUGUGGUUCAGGAUGAAGAUGAGCAUGGCACGGGCCAAGAAUAAAAUCGACACGUACUACACGAUGAAAGCUCUAGCUCCGGAGUAUUUGCUGAACAGAGACCCGGCCAAUCAGCAGCUCAGAGCUUCCAUGGCGCACUUGCAUAUAGCGCCGAUGCCGAUGCUGACAGACCGCCUGACCAGGGUGUACGCAAUAAAGUUCGUGGACCGCGAGUUUUCGCCGCACAUGUUAACGGACUGGAAUAAGUACGUGUUGAUGUUGGGCGACGUGCAGCAGUGGGACGACCUCAGCCUCGCCGAGGAGGUGGUCGUCGACAUGGCCAACCUGACGCUCAAGCAAGUCGUCGUUUUGACGCCACCAGUGGUCAAGAAGCUAGUCAAAUGCUACCUGGACGUACUCCUCUUCAAGCCACUCAGCAUGCAUUUUGUGAACGCGCCUUCAUUCGCAGAAGCGGUCUUUACCUUGGUGAAGUCACUGUUGAAACCAAAAAUUGCGGACAGGAUAUUCGUUCACACCGAAAAAGGUUACGAGAAACUGCAUGAACACAUAUCUCCAAAAUACUUGCCCAAGGAUUUUGACGGAGAAGGACCAGAGUUGAAAGAUAUGCACAAUGCUUGGUUGCAGAAGAUCGACUCCUAUAGAGAGUGGUUUCUGGAGAAUGAUAGCUACGUCGUGCGGGAGGAACUGAGACAAGGCACGCCCAUCUCCUAUAGUGACGUCUUCGGCAUGAAAGUUCCAGCGACGACGGACAGCAUGACGUCACAUGGCGAGUCGGAGCGUUGAGACGGCAUUGGCACGAUCUACUUCCGGCGGGCGACUGCCCUCGGCUGUCGUAAUCAGGCGCUCAUAUACGCGUCUUGAGCAGCAAUCGAGACGGCCUAGAACAUUCUACUACGAGCUUCUGGUUACUCGCGACAAUGGCGCUCUUGCGAUGAUGUCAUAUCUGUUGAAGUUAUUGGAACCUUUUUUCCAUCACUGUGGCACUUUUUUCUUGGGUGCGCGACGGGCUGCCUAUACCACAGGCUUCCAGAGAUUUGCACGUUGCCUACACCACAGGCUUCGACAUCGUUAAAGCAGCAACUAACGUCACAGUGAGGGACAUUCAAGCAAGUUAAAGGAAGAUUAACUUUACGCCAUAACAAGAAUUUUUAAAAUCCAAAUAAUUUUUUACCAACACAUGGAACACUUGCAGCAUCUGUGAUACGAAACAUGUGAUUAUGGAACCCUACAGGUGAAAGAGAAUUUUUUUUUAUUGUGCAUGCUAAAUUUAAAAAAAGUUUUUUUUUAUUGUACAUGCUAAAUUUAAAAAAAAAGUAAAGCAGUGUCGUAUCCAUGGCGAUGGUUAAAAAACUAAUUUAUUUCUUUUUUAAUAUACACAGAUUUAAAUCCCAAUUAGUUUGAAAUUGAAAAAUACAACAGAAAUUAUUAAUGUAUAAAUAAACUUUUUGUAAAAUACGUCGGUGUUAAAAAUUGUAACCAAAUAAAUGGGUGUUUGAAUUAAAUUAAUAAGAUAUGCUUGAAUUAAAAUUCGCUAACAUUUUCGUAAAAUCAAAGUCAUUGUGAAAUUGUGUCAUAAAUGCACACACACAAUUCUUUGAUAAAAUAACUGGAAAGAACAAUAAAAUAUUUCUAGGAAA